CCUUUUCUAUUUUCGCCAUCACUCUCACAGAGCAAGGGUUUCUCUUCCUUUUCUCCACUCUCUCGCUUUUUAAGCUUUUCGUUUUCUCAUCAAUGGCGGACCAGGAAGUUCAGAACGGCGGAGCUGUCAAGGCCGCCACUGUGGCUUUUGACCUCGUCUCUGUGCUCGAAGUCGAGGCUCCUAAGGCGGAGGAGGCUGUUCAGUUCUACAAGGAGGUCUUCGGGGCUGUGGAGGUCGAGCGCGGCGCGAAUCCCAAGCGUAAGGCGGACCAGGAGCAACCUCUCAUCCAUGUGCUGCUCAAGUUUGGCUCCGGCAAGGUCUUGGUCGUCGAUCGCCUUGAGGAGGAGUUGAAGACUAAGAAGAACAGUGCCUUUCAAUUGGUCUCUGAGGAUGAUGUUGAGGCUGUGAUCAAGAAGGUUGUGGCUGCUGGAGGGACUACUGAGAGUGGUGUGACUGAGGACCAGGCUUGCUUCCCUGGGAAGCACAUCUCCGGCAAAGUCACGGAUUCGUUCGGAGUUUCCUGGACAAUUGUUGGCAAGAAGAGCACUACUGAGAAUGGAGCAAACAGCCCUGCUGCCGAGACUGUGGCGAACAACACCACCGUUGCUUAGGUCUAGGCUUCUCGGCUAUGAUGAUCCGGUUUUAAUCUAAUGUCUAAUCUAGUAGUAGUAGGGUGAAUCAGCUAGGCUUAUUCUGGGUUGUGUCUUGCCGUUGGUGCUUAAUCCGUGCGUUUAUUUUGAGGAUAUGAACUAGUUUUUGCUAUGAUAUUGUGGCAUUGAACUCAGUUUCUAUG
Messenger RNA from Argentina anserina (silverweed cinquefoil), 793 nucleotides. RefSeq lists its product as uncharacterized. The transcript is spliced from 2 exons. Bases 93 to 611 code for a protein of 172 amino acids. The record is from RefSeq and is a predicted model, not a curated record. NCBI's taxonomy places the organism in Eukaryota, Viridiplantae, Streptophyta, Magnoliopsida, Rosales, Rosaceae.